Ostreobium quekettii is the source of this 2949-nucleotide messenger RNA. The record is from the annotation of a GenBank genome assembly. NCBI's taxonomy places the organism in Eukaryota, Viridiplantae, Chlorophyta, Ulvophyceae, Bryopsidales, Ostreobiaceae.
AUGUCCACGCGCGGCUGCCCGUCAUCGUCUGCGGGCACUUCCACGCGAUCCCCGCUGGUGACCUGGGGAUGCGUCGGCGCGCGCGGCCGGCAGCGCGGGCCCGCGCUCAUGGCCGCGCGCUGCCCGCCGUCACCGCCCCUGCCGCUCGGCCUGGCCCCCCUCCGCCGCGCCACCCGCCGAUCGGCGCCCGCCAUCAUCCGGCCGUGCGCCCAGCGCGCUCGACGCGGGGCAAUGCCGGUCACUGCGCGGGCAUCCCGGCGGCCCGGCAUCUUCCCCGCCGGCGGGCAGCAGGCCAGGGUCAGGCUCCCCGCCCUCUACCUGCGCGUCUCGGCGGCCCAGAUUUUGAAUGACGAGACCGGGGACGAUUAUCUGGCGCUUGUGAGCUCGGCCAUCGCCGGCGGCGCCACGGGCGUCGUGCUCGGCGACGACGGCCCGGCGGACAACGGCGGCGCGUCGGCGGGCGGGGGGGAGAUCUAUAGGGCGGCGGUGGCGCUGAAGGACGCCAUGCGCGGGCGGGCCACGCUGCUGAUCGUGGAUCGCCCCGACCUGGCGCAGGCGGUGUCCGCCGACGGGGUGCUGCUGACGCCUCGAGGCGUGCCGCUGGCGGUGGCGCGCAAGGCGCUCAAGGGCGGCGCAGUGCUGGUGGGGCGGACGGCGGCGUCGGCGAGGGAGGCGGCGGCGGCGGCCGCAGACGGUGCGAGCUUCGUGGUGUACGGCAGGGCGGGGGGCGAAGUGCCCAAGAUGGACGAAUUGCAAAAGUGCAAAACGGAGCAAAGGGGCGGCACCAUCCCUGUUGUUGCAGAGAUCGAAAAUGUAGUUCCGUCAAGCCUAAAGGAUAUUCGAAACCUGCUUGACAAGGGCAUGGACGGCAUCAUCUUGGAUGCUGCAAAGUUGGGUCUGGUGGCUUCGUCAUGCGGCACCGCCGCUGGAGCUCAGGCAUCGGAGGCAGCACAGGCGGUCAUGUCCAGGUUGGAGGGAGCACAGGGCAAAACGAAGCCAUCUGACAGUGGCACGACAACACCGACGCCAGCGGCAGAGCCAACCAUCGGGUUGGAUGACACUCGCAAGGAACUUGUGGCAGAGGAGAAAGUGCUUCUUUCUCGGACGGCUGAGUUCCUGGAGGUGCUGAUGCCUGAGCUCAAAGAAGUCUCGCUACUAAAGGGGGCGCAGAAGCAGCUGGACGACUUGUUCCUCAUUGUAGUGGUAGGGGAGUAUAACUCUGGCAAGUCGGCUGUCAUUAAUGCGCUUCUUGGAGACAGUUUUCUUGAGCAAGGCAUCCUCCCAACAACAAAUGAGAUCAGCAUUCUGAGGUACAGGGAGCAGAAACAGCAACAAAAGGAGCGAGAUUCAGAUGGCUGUGUGCUCCGCUACCUACCAGCGCCCCUCCUGCAGGUCGUGAAUGUGGUGGACACACCAGGCACAAACGUCAUCUUAGAACGCCAGCAGCGGUUGACAGAGGAGUAUGUGCCACGCGCAGAUAUGGUCCUGUUUGUGCUGUCAGCUGACAGGCCUUUCACAGAGAGCGAGGUGAAGUUUCUUCAAUAUAUACGGAAAUGGGGCAAGAAAGUGGUCUUUGUGGUCAACAAGGUUGACAUCCUAUCCUCAGGACGGGAGGUGGAUGAAGUGCAGAGAUUUGUUGGCGAGAACGCACGAAAGCUGCUCAGUUUAAGUGAGGUGUCAGUGUGGCCAGUCAGUGCCAAGAAGGCUCUGCGGGCAAAGAAAAAACAAGGAAACAGUGCUUUCGGCGGAUUGUUCAGGAACACGAAUGACAAUACCCUUCAGCAGGACCCAGAAUGGAAAACCAGUGGCUUUCCCAAACUUGAGGACUUCAUCACAGAAUUUUUCACAGGAGAGUCAGGUGCAGCCUCGACAGAGAGUGUGCGCUUGAAGUUGCAAACACCAGUGUUUGUUGCAGAUGCCCUACUCGACGCCUGCAGGCAGCAGCUGGAGAAUGAGCGUGCAGAGGCAGAGAAUGACUUGAAGGCUGUGUCUGCAGUGCGGGGGUAUAUGGACAACUUCCUCUCUGAGAUGAAGAAGGAUGGCGAGAUCCAGAGGAUCAAUAUCAAGAAGGCACUUGAUGCGGUGGUUGCCAGGGCUGAGGACUUUGUGGAUGACGCGCUGAAGCUGUCAAAUCUGACCAGUUUGCAAACAUAUUUGUCGAAAGGGAAGGAAAGCUCGUCGCAGGCUUCUUCACUCCUGCAGGGAUUUGGUACAGCUGUCAUGGGAACUGCUGUUGAUGAUGUGCAGCAGGUCAUGGCCAACCAUGGAGCAUGGCUUUCCCGAAACUGCGAAAAUCAGGUGGAGAACUAUCGUUCGUUUGCUGCACAAUGUGCUGGUCGGGUGGGUUUGAGUUUAGAUGACCUCACAGCCACAAAGCCAUCGACUGCCAGCAAGAUCCUUGAAGGUCAGCCUGCAACUGCCAGCGAAGCUCAAGUCGAAGCAGAUGCAGAGAUAAGCGAAGAGUCGAUUGCUGCAGUUGUGGAUGCCAUCAUGGAAACGCCAGAUGUGGGGGUUGAGCUUGCGGAAAGACUGAUGGAUGUUCAACUUCGGAACGCAGUGAGUGGCACAGCAGGCACGGCAGUGGCAGCUGUUGGGAUUGGCUUUGCACUGACAAUUCUGCUGCCGGACACUUCUUCUGACUUCCUGUCAAUUGCCCUCAGCCUGCUGCUGGGUUAUGUGGCUGUCCUGAACCUGCCGCUUCAGCGCGGAGAUGUCAAGGGCAGGGUACGUAGACUGGGCGCAGAACUUGGCAAGGAACUCAACCGCCGGCUACAAGGGGAACUGAUUGUAAGUUUAGAAGACUGUAAUUCUCGCGUACUGCAAAUGGUGGAGCCACUUGAAGUGGCUUUUGAGAAUGAGGUGGCACGUGUAGAGGUGGCAGAGUCACAACGGUCAGAUCUGUAUGAGGAGCUGGAGGGGAUGAAGAAGCGUAUUGCCAGCAUGGAGUGA